AUAUAGUGUUCGGAAUUGUGUAGAAGACCUUUAGGACUUUGUUCAUUAAAGAAUAAUUUUGACCCUUUAAUUUUUUUUAUUUAUUUAAUGAUCCGAAUAGCACUGAGUCAAAAUGGACCCAGAUACGCAGCACCGCCAUUCGCACCCGGGUACCAUGCUAUUCGGAUGUCAUUUGUGGUAGCUUAUUUUAGUUAAACUGAAGAAUUAAGUUUACAAACAAAUAGUCCAUUCAAUUAUCUUUCAUUUGAUACCUCAUGUCGUCUUACGAACCCAACAAUAAAAUUUUAAAUGUUUUUUUUUAUCCCAACCUCUCACUUCUGGUACCCGGUUACGAAUAGCCACUUCGAUAACAUUUAACAGUUAUUCAAAGGGAGAGUAACGGGGGAGGAUCCACCACCAUUACUAUUUCAUUUGAUUCUACAAUGCUCUAAAUCCGUGGGGGAAAAGGUAAAAAAAAAUAAAAAUAAAAAAUGUCUCUCAGUCUAGCCCUCAUCCACCGCAGUUGGAUACGUCACUGUUUUUGAACGGGACCAAAGUUGAGGUUAAUACACUAAUAGAGACGUUUCGGUCAAUCUUGAAGUAUCUGGUCACGCCAUGAAAAACGGACGUGACCACCAAUAGAAACACCCCUUUCGUCACCGACCAAGUGUCCAUUAUAUCCUAAAGCCGUUCAAAGAAUCUUUCCCAAGUGAUGAUGGGAUCGCUGAAGUUUAUACAGAGAUCGCUGUCUUCAAAUCUGUAUAAACACAAGGCACGAAGUCUGUUUAACUCACUUGCUGAAGCCAGUACAGGAAGCGUUAAUGUUCUAGGUACCCGCGCUCAAAGGUGGACUUGUACUAAGCAACGCCAGCGUUAUGUAGCAUCUCACUGGUCAUCUCUUCGACGGGUUUCCACUUUGACCGAAGAUCUCUCUCUAAACAAACAGCAAGACCUAAAAGGUUACGAGUCUUGUAACAACCACGGGAGGAAUUUUACGACGUCAUCAAAUGUUUUGAUAUCCAGAAACGGGAGAAUUUCCGGGAAAAGUCCGGACUAUUCUGUGAAGCCUAAUAAGUCUGGAGAUGAGGUUGAUGUUUUCGGCAACUACCAAGUGGCGUACGGCAGCAAAACAACAUGGGAACUUGUGAGGACCCUCACCGUGUUUUUCUUCUGCAAAUUCUCCGCCUUUACCGACAAUGCUGUACACGUAAGUGGACGUGUUUGUGUGUUUGUGGGUUUGUAAUGUUUAAGGAAGAUUGUAUGGUCUCUUUGCAAAUUUCGUUAAGGCUUCAAAAGCCAACCACCAACCAUUUAACAAUAAGAGAGUAUCAUUAAGUUGAAAAGAUACAAGCUAAACACUAGUCACGUGGCCAAUUUAUCCAGUAGUUUGGGUCGAAAUGGUGACUUGGGCGUACAAAGCUUUGAAGGGUUACAACAAGGGACGUCAUUUGGGCAAGGCAGGGUGGGGAAUUCGCCGCCCCCCCCACCCCCGAAAAUUUGCAGAUUUAUUUAAAUUGCAUUGUUCUGUGGCGCCUCAAGUAAUAAAUAAGUUAACAAGCCGACCAAGUUUUGUCCCCCCCCCCCUUGAAAAAAGAACGAAAUGACGCCCUGAUUACAACCGAUAAAAAUAACAUUAAACGUAACACUGUGCUACUAAAGGUUUACUCAAUGUUUUCAGCUCAUGUCACUCUGCUACUAAAGGUUUACUCAAUGUUUUCAGCUCAUGUCGUUCUGCUACUAAAGGUUUACUCAAUGUUUUCAGCGCAUAUCACUCUGCUACUAAAGGUUUACUCAAUGUUUUCAGCUCAUGUCACUCUGCUACUUAAGGCUUACUCAAUGUUUUCAGCUCAAGUCACUCUGCUACUAAAGUUUUACUCAAUGUUUUCAGCUCAUGUCGCUCUGCUACUAAAGGUUUACUCAAUGUUUUCAGCUCAUGUCACUCUGCUACUAAAGGUUUACUCAAUGUUUUCAGCUCAUGUCACUCUGCUACUAAAGGUUUACUCAAUGUUUUCAGCUCAUGUCGCUCUGCUACUAAAGGUUUACUCAAUGUUUUCAGCUCAUGUCACUCUGCUACUAAAGGCUUACUCAAUGUUUUCAGCUCAUGUCACUCUGCUACUAAAGGUUUACUCAAUGUUUUCAGCUCAUGUCACUCUGCUACUAAAGGUUUACUCAAUGUUUUCAGCUCAUGUCACUCUGCUACUAAAGGUUUACUCAAUGUUUUCAGCUCAUGUCACUCUGCUACUAAAGGUUUACUCAAUGUUUUCAGCUCAUGUCGCUGUGCUACAAGAUUUUGGGAAGACGUAUCUCAAACGUCCUCAUCGGCAGGACCGUCUACGACCAGUUUGUGGCCGGUACGACUCCUCAUGAGUUAGCUGAAGUCAUCGCCAGGCUACGUCAUGGAGGCGUAGGACCGAUGUUGUGCACCCCCAUCGAAUGUGACGCAGAUGGGUAACUAUUAGGGACAGACCCCCAUCGAAUGUGACGCAGAUGGGUAACUAUUAGGGACAGACCCCCAUCGAAUGUGACGCAGAUGGGUAACUCUUAGGGACAAACCCCCAUCGAAUGUGACGCAAAUGGGUAACUCUUAGGGACAAAAAGUCAGAAGGGAGCCGUUCAUAAAGUACUACCGGCUAUUUUCGGACAAUUUUUACCCCCCUCCCUCCUCCUGUCACAGACCCCCAAAAGUACGUCACACUUUAAAAAAUUAAUAACUAAUUAAAACUAAAUCUAAAAGACUAAAACUAUUAAACUAUCAAAUUUAUAAAAGUGACAUCUCCUGUCAGAAUACAUUUAUCACAUGAGACAGUUUAACAUCAAUCUGAAAAGGGGGGGGGGUGACACAAUUUACAUUAGCUACAAAUAUAGAUAUAUCUGUGAGAUGAAAUAACAAUGGGUUAGAGAACAGCAAGAAAUGAGUGUAUAUAAUUAUUAAUUUCACAUGUUGUCGCGCCCCCCCCCCCCAAAUUAUGAGCAAAACUAAUUAAUUUCUUUUUGUAUUAAGAAAAUUAAUGUGAGGCAACUUUUUAAUUAAAAAUCAGCAUUUUAAUUUAACGAAUAUAUUUGUAAAAUUAAAACUAAUCUCGUUGACGAUUGCUAUUUAUAAUCAAAAUUUUAAGAUACUCUUUUAGUUUCAUAAGUUCCAAAAACCUCAGAUUAACAUUUAGUUAAACCUUACCUCAGAUAAACCUAAGAUAUAUAUAUUUAUUUGAUUUUAACAACAACAAAAAAAAAACAACAACAAAAAAAAAAAAAAAAAAAAAAAACAAAAAAAAAAAAAAAAAAAAAAAAAAAAAAAAAAAAAAAAAACAAAAACAAAAAAAAAAAAAAAAAAAAAAACCGCACACACACACAAAACAAACAAACACACUUGCAGAGCAGAUAAAUAAAUCAGAAUUGAUCACUACAUUUAGCAACCUUCUUGUUACAUGUUCUGUUACAGAACUUCUGUAUAAAACAAUAAUGGUUUUUAAUCAAUUUAAUUGUAUGCCAUGAUUGUUUAGUCAUUUCAUGCCUGAACUCUUUCCAGGGAGCCACCACAAGAAGAAUUUUUUGACGAAAGCUUAGAAAAAAUAUUGGCGAGUCUCCAACUGGCCUUACGGCUGAACGAUCCUCACCCAAUGUUCCAAUACAGAUUCAGUGCCUUGAUGAGCGGGGACAUAUUGGUAUGGGACUUAACAAUAUCUUCUUGUGCACAAGUGGCAUAAGUGAGCUAAAUGGUGUCAAGAGCAAUAGCUGAAAUAGCGCAUAGUUGGUCAUCCCACCUGGCAUAGUUGGUCAUCCCACCUGGCAUAGUUGUAAUGUCAUCGGGCAUAGUUGGUCCCCCACCUGGCAUAGUUGGUAAUCGCACCUGCAUAGUUGUAAUACCAUAUGGCAUAGUUGGUCAUCCCACUUGCAUAGUUGGUCCCCCACUGGGCAUAGUUGUUCAUCUCACUUGCAUAGUUGGUCCCCCACCGGACAUAGUUGGUCAUCUCACUUGCAUAGUUGGUCAUCCCACUUGCAUAGUUGGUCCCCCACCGGGCAUAGUUGGUCAUUCCACUUGCAUAGUUGGUCCCCCCCCAGGCAUAGUUGGCCCCCCACCGGGCAUAGUUGGUCAUCCCUCUGGCAUAGUUGGUCUCCCACCAGGCAUAGUUGGCCCCCCACCGGGCAUAGUUGGUCAUCCCACUUGCAUAGUUGGUCCCCCACCGGGCAUAGUUGGUCAUCUCACUUGCAUAGUUGGUCAUCCCACUUGCAUAGUUGGUCCCCCACCGGGCAUAGUUAGUCAUAACACCUGGCAUAGUUGGUAAUACUAUCUGGGAUAAUAGGUAAUACCAUUUGCGAUAGUUUGUCACCCCAGCUUGCAUUGUUUGUCACCCCAUCUUGCAUAGUUUGUAAUCCCACCUGGCAUUAAGUUGGUCAACCCACCUUGCAUUAAGUGAGUCAACCCACCUGGCAUUAAAUGGGUCACACCACCCGGCAUUAAGUAGGUCAUCCCACCUGGCAUUAAGUGGGUCAUCCCAUCUGUCAUUAAGUGGGUCAUCAUCCCUUGGUCUCUGUAAACUGCACCAGUUAGCUUAUUUCUUACAUUAGCUCCUUAAUUUUGUCCCCACCAUCAUAAGGGCCUAAAACCAUUUCCACAACAAAACUCUUGCUCCUAACAAUUUAGAAUUUUAUUUAUUUAUUUAUUUAUUUAUCCAGAAAACGGUAUCUAAAUUAUGCUCGGAGACAACUCACAACCAGGAAGUCAUUGAAGCCAUUAUAGCUGGCAUGAAAGGAAGGCCAGUCAACUUUUCACAAGUAAGUUAUACGAUUAUUUAUGUCUCUAAUUCUUCCUUCACGAUCAAUGUAUGGAUCAUUCUGGCUCCUAUUGACGUAGAGAGGUGCGCCAUUUUUCUGUGCCUGGUAUUGUCUCCAUUCAACUAUUCCAAUAAAAUAAAAUUUCGAACUCUAACCUGGUUUGGCACCCCACAUUUUAAGCAACUAUUCUUAAAACUGACUUUCAAAUCGAAAGUGUUUGUUAAGAGUACCACGUUUUUUAAAGUUCUAAAGUACUGAUACUACUGAAGAUUGUGUUCAGAGCUUGUGUUUAUUGGACAAUGCUAGCUUGAUGCCUAACGCCAGCAUUCGUUGUUUAAAGCAUGUUCAUGCGGCCCACCAUUUGAAACAUAGAGGUAGGUCAGCAGCACAGAAAUGCUUAAACCAGAAAUAUACAAAGGAUUUAAAAAAAAAAAAAAUUAAUUCACUGUAAAUGUAUGGUGAAUAUAUACUACAACAAUGAACAAAGAUACACAUGUUCCUCGCAAAGUGUUGAUAAAAUGUGAAAAUUUCAAAGUAAAGGUGAGUUUCUUUAGAACUUUGGCGUAACAUUAAAUGUCUCUACGCUCUUACCAGUGCUCAAAGUGGUGGUUUGAUUCAAGCACACAAAAUAGUUGUACAUAAGUCUGUUGAAGGCCAACAAUCUCGUCCAGCGUGUAAGCCUGCGAAUACUAAUUAUGAUCAUAAUUCUUGAGAAUGAAGUGUAAAUGUUUAAUGUUCAAUGCACUGUUCCAUGGUCAUUACACUUACUGAAGGAAAUCGCCUCCAGACUCAAAUCCGUUAAUAAAUUUUGUGUGUCCAGUCAGGGCCGCAUUAACAACAUAGGAGGCCCUGGGCACAGCAAUGCACUGGGGCCCCCUAGCAACACAAAAUACCUAGGCCGUAAGAAGGGGGGCACUCGCCCCAUGCUCAAACAGUGGGUUGGGGGCAAACAGUUCCUGCUCCCCGCCAACUCAACAAGAGGAAUAAAAAUGUAAAAUAAAAAUAAACAUUCAAUAAAGUUAAACAAUUUAUUGAUACAAAAAAAAAAUAAAUAAAAAAAUCCUUCAAAAUCAUUAAUAGUUUUAAAACAUUCUCAGAAAUUAACUAUAAAUAAUCACAGAGUCAGAGGGUGAUAAAUUAUCAUUAUUGACAUAUAGAUAUAAUAAAUUAUUUAAUAUAAAUCAAAAUAAUCGUUUGCGUUAUUUAUUUUUUUUUUUUUGCAGAUAAUGUUUUUAUCAUUGAUUUUUGGUUUAAAGUCAGUGAUCUUAAGGAUGUCAUUUUUCAUGCACAAAUUGAAUGCCAGUUCAAAAGUUUUUGUCCCACUGCAACGCCAUCCUUUAGGAUGUGCGACUGGGGCGCCCAGUAAUUAUUUAAAUUACCUUAGUUUACUAUAGUGAUGUGUGAGCCUCGGACCGUGGUCGAGAAACGUUAUUCUAACUUAUCGUACAAUCGCUUUUCAUACAAUAAGUUUUCGUACAAUGAAAGUUGCAUUCUUAAUUUGGAUACCAACACUGGGAUUAGGACCAACUUAAAGGAUGUGGAAAUUAAUUUAUUAAUAACGUAUUUCCUUGUCCCUUUUAAAAUUAUUUUAGCAGAAAAAAAUAGGGAACAAAAAGAUUUCCAGGGCGCAAAAUCGCAAGCGCAAAGCAGAAAAAAUAAUCAUGGAUCAUAAAGGGACAGGGAAUGUGGCGCCGAACGGUCAUCGCACAGGGUGAAAGUUUAUCUAAAUCUAAGGCCGGUGUUGCCCAUUGUCAUUGUACUGCGAAGCUGAUUCUUAACUUUUUUCUUUUUUUUCGAUUCAUUUCUGGGAAGAGUAAAACUUGUUAAUGAGAGUUAUCCCCCUUUAAAAGUUUUAAAAUUGUCCAACUUUGAUUCGCAUUUAUAAUAUUAAUUUGGAAUGUGCUGAUAUAUAUCGUGGGUUAAAAUUGAGAAAUAGGUAAUUUUAAAUCCAAUUAAAUUGUAACAAUAUUUCAAUAUUCAUUAAAAAUAUGUAAAGCACGAUGCCUCUAUAAGAAUGAGUCUCCUAGAAAAGUGGGGCCUCCUACAAUACAAUCGCGGGACCUUGGGCCAGUGUCCACUGGGCCCAUGCCUUUAGUUUUAAGACGGCACAGUGUCCAGCCAUGGAAGAUUAAGUAGAUCAAAAUUUAGUCAUUUAAAACUGCGUUUUUUUAAAUUAAAUUUUUUAUUUAAAGUUCACCGGAGUAUUUAAGAUCUAAGAAAUUAAAAUAUAACUUUGUCUUUAAAUGAUGCACAUUGCUCAAUUUUGGUUAUAGUUAAAGAGUUCACCUGUCACUUAUUUAACUCCAAUUAAUAAUGUAAAUAUUCAUUUUCAUCCGAAAAUGCUUUUCACUAUCAUCUGAUUAUUGCUUUAUUUAAAGCUUUCAAUUUUUGUUAUGCUGUUUGUUUCAAAACACGAUUAUUUCCUUCUAACACAUCGUCUGCUCUCUGUGAACAGUUGCCAGGGUGGAGCAGUUUUCCGGAUGAUAAAAUUGACGUUUUCAGUAGAGCACUUCGGAGACUUGGCAAAAUCAGUGAGGUGAGGAUAUUUCGAGAUUUAUCUCAGGGUUAAAAAAAAACAAAAACAAUUUAGGUCAUUGUAUUUAAUUUUUUUUCAUAUAAAUUACAAUGAUGAUUUGAAUUAAACUAAUACACUUCUCGACGGAAGAUAACGAAAGAAGCCGAGGUAUUUCAAUAAGGGAUUUUUAAUAGUAAUUUAGUUUAACUCAUUUGGUCCCUUUGAAAUUGUGUGGGUUGUCGUGAAGUGGGUACCAACACCAUGUCUAGCCUGAUUACCAGAGCCGUCACGGGGGCCCCGAAAACAUUGUAGCUGUAGAAAAAAAAAAGGGGGGGGGGUGUCGUCGUGUAUUAAAGGGAUAAAAAAAUUGUGAGAUGAAAAGUAUCAAAUUUAUCAUAUUUAAGUGCAAUUGAACAAAUACGAAAAGUGACAAGGGGAUUCCUUGAGUGGCGUUACGACUCUGCUGCCGACGUUCUCGAUGCCUGCUUCAUGUGACAAUACAAUCCUGUUUAAUCUGAUAAAUGUUCUCAACACUUUCUUGUUUUUGCAAAAGGCCAUGAAACCUGUUGACGUCAUUGGGCUUGUUGAUGCCGAGUACACAUACCUUAAUCCCGCCCUAAGGUUGCUCGCCCUGGCCAUGAUGAAAGAUUGUAACACAGAAAAGGCCAAGUUGUUCUUCACAUACCAGGGCUAUCUGAAGGUAAAUUACUUCGGCUUUGACCAAUAAGAAGGUUGAAACACAGAAAAGUCCACGUUGUUCUUCACACACAAGGGUUAUAUGAAGGUAAAUUACUUCGGCUUCGACUUAUAGGUUGAAGGUUGAAACACAGACAAAGCCAAGUUUUCCUUUACACACAAGGGCUAUCUGAAAGUCAAAUACGUACAAUUUAUUCAAAAGGUCAGGUAGAGACUUUGAUUUUUAACAAAACAACAACUUGACAUUAAAAUAAGUGAUGAAAAAUUGACAGCGGCAUCUAUCUAUUAAAGUACAUGAGGUCAAGGUCGGAUCUAGGAAAUCGUCAAAUAAUUUAAUAUAAAUAAACAUAAUAGAAUAAACGACAAUUUCAACUCUCGAUGACGCAAUCAUGGCCGUCCUUCCCGUCAGGGGUUAGGGUCUAAAAAGGUCUUAAAACGGCCCAAAUAGCCAACGAGUUCAGAUAAUAAGCUCAUUCAAGCAUCUCAAGCCACUAAAUUGUACCUCACUUUAUUGUGCAAGCAAUGAACCAUGCAUCGGAUGACUUGUGCUGAUUCAAACCACUGUUCGAUGUCUAUUCGUUGAAAGAUAAAGAUCUACCACACAGUUGCCCUUUUUUUGGGUGGCUUACAACUAUACAAGGAUUGUCAACAUUAUAUUAUGUUGCAAGUCCACUUCUGUCGUGUAGCUAAUUAUCGCUUCCGAUCUGCUUAAGUAUCAACUUGAUACUCUCUAAACCACUGUACACACGCCCUAAAUAAGAGGUAGCAAGCUUUGCCAAUGCUGUUCUAUGAGUGAAUAGACAUUGACCACCGCAUCGCAAUCUCCAAUAGGGCAGUUUUGAUGGCAGUUCCGUGCAUAACAAAAGUCAAAGAAACAUGUAAACUUUUGAAUUCUCGGUAUAGGUCUUGAUAAAAUUGUUUUUAAAAAAAUAUAUGGUUGAAGUGUUCUCAGUUAGUUUAAAACUCAAUUAGUGUGAUGGUAAAGGUUGUAUAACACUUGACUACAGCGUAUAUCAAAAUUAACUUUAAAACAGGCAACGCCGUCCAUCUUGGGAAGUGACGUAGCAUACGCUAAAGACAACGGCUUCUGCUUCGGGCUCAAACUAGUGAGGGGCGCCUACAUGGUCAAGGAAAGACAACUGGCGCGUCAACUUGGUUAUGAGGACCCCGUGCACGAGUCCUUUGAUAAAACAACAGAGAGUUACCAUUCCUGCCUUGAUCUGCUGCUGACCAAUGUGAUGACGAGUCGUCCGCUCUCUCUGAGGUUUUUCAUUGCCUCCCACAACGAAGACACCGUCAGAUACGCCAUGAGAAGGUAAAACGGGACAUUGUCUAUCGACAUGAGUAGCAACAAUAGAAGGUAAAACGGGACAUUGUCUAUCGACAUGAGUAGCAACAAUAGAAGGUAAAACGGGACAUUGUCUAUCGACAUGAGUAGCAACAAUAGAAGGUAAAACGGGACAUUGUCUAGCGACAUGAGUAGCAACAAUAGAAGGUAAAACGGGACAUUGUCUAUCGACAUGAGUAGCAACAAUAGAAGGUAAAACGGGACAUUGUCUAUCGACAUGAGUAGCAACAAUUGAAACACAAUGACAUUGACACUGAACCUAAAAUAGUCAAUGCUGUAGGACCGUCAAUCUUUUAAAGAUUUUAAUAGAAUAAUGUUGUAUAAAAUGAUAUUCAGAUGAAGUUGACAGUAAUUAAUUACAUCAACAAAGGAACUGUAAUAAUACAUUACAAUGAACUGUUUAAAAACUAUUCAAAUGUUUGACAUUCUGAAGGCACUUGAGAACAAUUUCAAAACUUUGGGGAUGGUUAAAACCGGUAACUUAAACAUUAAAUACAUUAAGUUUACAAUAGUUACAUCGCAAUAUACGUAUGGAACACAGUUAGACCCCUUCCCCCUUUUCUUUCUUUUCGGUUCUUUGCUCCCUGAAUUCAAAUAUAAAGUUCAACUUUUUUCCCCACUACGCAACUCUUGGCCCCCAUCGGCCAUUAUGGCUGCUCUGUUAUGUUACGGCUGAUAUGAUCGUCCUCUAUAAUCGCCCUUAUCGACAUUAAAAUUAUAAAUAUGAUGAUUUUAAAAGGGGAAUAGCUCUCGUAAACUUUAUUUACGUCCCUUUCUUUGAAAAAAAAAAAAUAAUAAUUUGAGCUUUUCAUUUGCUCAUUUGUUUAAUAGUGGGGGCGGCAAAAUUAUGUGCUCUUGGCUAAGGCUUAGAAAUAUUUAAAUCCUGCCCUAGGCCAUUGGGGCUGGUUAUAUUUUUUAACAAGAUUCAGCCAUAGUUACAUCGCGUCUAUGUUAAAAUAAAACGGCCUCUUUUUUUUCAGAAUGGCUGAGCUGGGGAUUCGUAAGGACGGAGGCUCCGUCUUCUUUGGUCAGCUGUACGGCAUGGCAGAUCACGUGUCUUUUACUCUAGGUCAGUCAUUAGACAGAGUGCCUUGGUUAUAACCGAAUUUGUAGCUGAAGCCAUUUCCCCAAGUCAGACAUGAAAUGAUUAAAAGACAGCGGCGUAAGAUGGGGUGGAGAGGGAGGUCCAUCCACUGGCGGCGCGCUUCUCUUUAUAUGAAGGAACGCCAUUCUUGGCCAAUAUCAGAGUCUUUUAUGAAGAAAGGGAGGCUAAAUUAUUGACCCCCUCCCUGAGGUGGCAGUAACCCUAACAACUCCCCUGUACUGACAUGACUUAAGUCAUCUCACCCCGAUUACAGACACAAUGAAUACAUGAAUAAUAUCUGAUGGAUCCGGCAAAAAAAAAAUAUGUUUAAAAAAAAAUACAACUUCUGUUUCGUGAAUAUAAGUAGCCCCCUUUUGAAAGUCAUGCUUUUAUUAGAACCUACGUUUUUCUCUGGAUCAAAUUUCCAUAAAGCAUAUUUUGUUUUGACUUUAAUAUGAAAAUAGUUUCUUCCAAAUAUCUUUGACAUCAGCCUUUAAGAAGCCACGUACUGGCACUUAAUUCUCUGUAUGUGAGGUCUGACUUGUAUUUAUCUAUUCCAUGGCAGGCCACGAUGGGUAUCGUAUCUACAAGUCCAUCCCUUACGGGUCAAUAGCCGACACUCUGCCCUAUCUGUCUAGGAGGGCUCAGGAAAACAAGUCAAUUCUCGCUAAUGCUAGGCGCGAGAGGGCGCUGGUGGCAAAGACACUCAAGUCCAGACUUCUGUUCAUGAACUAGUUACUACUAGUCUAGUAGCCAUGGUGCCCUGACGUCAUGAGCUAGUGGCUACAGUGCUAUGACGUAAUGAAACUAUGCCAAUUUCCAAUAGGAAACUCUAAAACAUGAUUAAAAAGUCAAAUCUUUAAACACAUCAUCGAUGAAUAAAGCAGCUGUCUGAUGAAUAUAAUCAACAUGUCAUGACCUUUGUUAAAACAAACAUCAACAGGUUGAUAAAAAAAACAACAAAAAACAAAAAAACAACAAAAAAACCCAACAAUGACACAAUAAUACAUCAAAUUCAAGAACGCGAACAA
This is a messenger RNA of Lymnaea stagnalis (great pond snail), 11426 nucleotides long. The record is from the annotation of a GenBank genome assembly. Lineage: Eukaryota; Metazoa; Mollusca; Gastropoda; Lymnaeidae.